AUGUCUCUCUCAAUCUUCUUCUUUGUUCUUCUUCUUGCAAUUCCUACUCUCCAUGCCUCAGAUUUAAUAACCCAAACUUGUGACAAAACCUUAUACAAGGACCUAUGCAUAUCAACCCUAGGAUCAACGAAUGUAAAAGAUAUGCAGAGUCUAGCCGAAUUAGUACUAAAUAUCACAUCAUCAAAUGGAAGUGAAACGCAGAAGCUCAUCGCCGAAAUUCUUAACAAAAGUUCAAAUAAUAAUAAUUUCAUGAAGAUAUACCUCAGAGAUUGCUCUGAGGCCUAUCAGAAUGCAGUUGAUCAGCUUAAUAAAUCCAUGGCAGCCUUGAAAUCUAAAGCUUUCAAUGAUCUUAAUACAUGGGUUACUGCUGCCAUGUCCAAUGCAGAGUCUUGUGAGAAUGGAUUCAAGGAAAAUCCAGGGACUGUAUCUCCAUUCACGAACAGCAACAAAAAAUUUAGCCAGCUUUGCAGUAUUACUUUAACAAUUACCAAUCUCUUGGCUAAAAAUUAA
Molecule: messenger RNA, 510 nt
Organism: Hevea brasiliensis (rubber tree)
Lineage: Eukaryota; Viridiplantae; Streptophyta; Magnoliopsida; Malpighiales; Euphorbiaceae
Product: pectinesterase inhibitor 6-like
Exons: 1
Coding region: 1-510 (169 amino acids)
Biological process (GO): negative regulation of catalytic activity
Molecular function (GO): enzyme inhibitor activity
Source: RefSeq, a predicted model, not a curated record